Messenger RNA from Suncus etruscus (white-toothed pygmy shrew), 2863 nucleotides. RefSeq names its product MYCBP associated protein (gene MYCBPAP). The transcript has 19 exons. The record is from RefSeq and is a predicted model, not a curated record. NCBI's taxonomy places the organism in Eukaryota, Metazoa, Chordata, Mammalia, Eulipotyphla, Soricidae. Bases 53 to 2863 code for a protein of 936 amino acids.
UGACAAGCCAGGUCCCUGAUAGCAGGAAGUGGGGGCGCAGGACCACGGCACCAUGAAGUCUCUGAAGAAGGAGUCGCGCCUUAAGAUCCCCACGGCCAACAAAGUGCCAGAGCCCUCAGAAAACACAAAAGAUAAGAAACGAGCGAAGGUACCUGAACAACCCACGCCGCCCAUUCAGGAAGAGCCCGAGCCCGUUAGCAAUGUCCUCCAGGGAGAUGAUAUUCUUGCCUUAGCCAUUAAGAAAGAAGACUUGAAGAAGCAACACUUUCCAAGGCUUAAAGAACAAGAAGGAAAAACUACCACCAUGCAACAGUUUAUCAUUCGCAAACUCAGGCCCAGGGAUUACGGGAGGGAGGUCUGCCAUUUGGUGGCACACCCAGCCACCUCGGAGGCAGCCUCCAAACCCCUGGACUACUCAGGUCCUGCCAACAGCUUCCAAAGCAGUGACCAAAUCCUGCCCCACCACAUAUUGGGGUGUCUUUCAGACUUUAAAAGAAUUGCCAUUGCUCGUGGGAACACCCAGCUGGCUGACCUAAUCCACAUCUCGCCCUGCAUGAUGAACAUCAUACCCACUAAAGAAGAGCUAAAGGACAGGUCCCACAAGGAAGAGAAGACCCCUCUCUGGGCCCCACCUCCGCAGCACAACUUUCUGAAAAACUGGCAGCGCAACCUGGCCCUGCGGAAGAGGCAGCAAGAAGUGCUCAGCGAGCGUCUGAAGAAGCCAGUUGGUGAGCUGCUGAUGCACAGUGGGGAGACCUACAGACGGAUCCAGGAGGAAAGGGAGCUCAUCGACAGAGCUCUGCCCACACAGCAUGAUGGGAAGGUCACCCAGGAGUCUAGUGGGUUCUGGAGUCGACUGGAAAGUCUGGGAGAUGAAGUCACAGGUCUGAUAAUGACCAAAACAAAAGUCCAGCGAGGCCUGUUGGAACCAAUCACUCACGUCCGCAAACCCUACUCUGUCCAGAUGGAGACAGGACUUCUGGGACAGCAGGAUGCUUGGUACCGCUACACAUGGGACCGGAGCCUGUUUCUCAUCUACCGACGCAAAGAACUGAAGAGCAUCAUGGAGAAGCUGGACUUCAGCCAACAGGAUAUUGAAGGCCUGGAGGUGGUGGGGAAAGGCCACCCUUUCUCAUCGGUCACAGUAGAAAACUACUCAGUGGUUGAAGAGAGUCAGAGGAGCAUCUCUGAAGAAACGACACCCUUAGAAUUACAGGCUAACGAGAAUGACACUGAGGUAGAAAGCAUGACCAUUCUGGGCCCUUCUCUGCUCUUCUGUGGGAAGCCUGCUUGCUGGAUCCGAGAAAGCAGCUCCAAAGAGAAGGUACAGGUCGGAAUUGAGGUCCGGUUGACCUUUGAAACGCUGGAAGGUGAGAAAACGUCUUCAGAACUGACUGUGAUCAACAAUGGCACUGUGGCCAUUUGGUACAACUGGCAGCGGCGGUCCCAGCUGGACGCCUUCCAAGAUAUGAAGAGAAACCGGAUGCAGCAGUUUUAUUUUAACAACCGAGAAGGUGUAAUUCUUCCUGAAGAAACAAAGACCUUUACUUUCUUCUUCAAGUCUUCGGAUGCUGGGAUCUUCAGGGAGUGUUGGGAGUUUGGGACACACCCUGUCCUUUUAGGAGGUGCACUCCUGCUGGUCAACUUGCAUGCAAUCUCCCUGACCCAAGACCUUUUCAGGGAUGACAGGAUGUUACUUCGGAACAAGCUGGCUGCGCAAGAGGCCUGCACCGUGGUGGACAGCGUAAUGAAGGAGCUGCUGCGGGGCAUCCUGACCCCAGAGCGCCCAAGCUCGCCUGUGGACAGCUACCUCACCGAAGAGGAUUUGUUCCACCACAGAAACCCUCAGCUGUAUUACCAUCAUCAGGUGGUACAGAGCCUGCAGGAAUUAUGGUACCAGUAUGCGCCUCUGCUGUCCAGAUCCGAUAAGCAGCCCCAGAAUGUGGAGUCUACCGCGCAAUUGAAAAGCAGUACCUUGUCACUCCAAUUACGGCACCAGGACUCCAGUGUCUUCAAGACUGUCGAAUCUUCCUUAGGGUUUGUCAAGUCAAAAACAUCGUCCAAAACAUCACUCAAAAUAUCGCCAUGGAAGAAGAUUGUGGAGAUGGUGAUGGAGGAAAAUGAACUUGAACUGAAGAACAUCAAGAGUGCAAGGGAGCUGGAGCUGGCCAACAUGCCUAAGUGGAACUUCUGCCUCAAGGGUUUCAGAGAGGUGUUGAUGGCCCUCCCUGAGGAGAAUCAGAGAGAAGAUGCCCUCCUGGGGCUCAACAAGAUGGCAUUGGAGCUGAGUCAGGCCCAGAGGCUGCCAGAGUCUGACUUCCUGCAUCAAAUGGGUUUGUACCUGUGGCGAGACCUGGCUGACAGUCUGGUAAGCCAUGCCUUGUGGUUGAGGGCUCUGCUGGGCCUGCCCGAGAAGGAAACCAUCUACUUGGACAUGCCAGAAGAGCAAGAAAGAAAGUCACCGAUGGCCUUAGAAGGGAAAAUCAGUUCUGGGAGAGGCUUGAAAGAGGACCGGAGAGGGACAGCCCAGGAGAGGAAGCAACUGGGCACCCGAGAGAAAGAGGAUAAGAAGGGAAUCAAGUCUUCACAAGACCGGCUAAAUAGCAAGAAGCACAAGAUGAAGGAUGAAAAGAAACCCAUCAAAUCUGCCAGUCGUGACACGGUUUUUCCGGUUGACCCAAUACACUACAGUUCCGUCCUUUCACAGGAACCUAUAGAUCCUCUGAUGAUGCAGAAGUACACGCACAGGCUGUACACAGAGGUCUACGGGCUAUUGGAAGCCCUGGUUAGCAGCCUCAUGGCCCUUGUUGAUGAGCUCAGCCCCAUUACAAAUGUUGAGGAGACUUCACGACUUUGCCCAUGA